ACCAACCUCUUCAUCUUCAACCAAACCCUAGCGCCGUUCAUCUCUUCCCCUUUCAAUGUCAGAUCCAUAUGAACGUGCUAAAGGCGGUAGAUUAUCCUUCAAAGGAGGAACCCUAGCAACUAGACAAAAAGCCAUAGACAAAAAGAAAAAGAAAAAGAAGAACAAAAUCGAAAACCCUAACCCUAACAUCGAAGAAGAAACCCUAGUAGACGAAGAAAAACCAGAAACCGUUGAUGGAUCUGAGUCGUCGGAAUACACAAUUGACGCGGCGAAGAAGAUGAAGUACGAUCAGCUUUUUCCGGUUGAAGCGAAGAAGUUUGGGUACGAACCGAAAAGUAAGGCGAAGUCGAUUGAAGAAGCGCUCGAUGAUCGUGUCAAGAAGAAAGCUGAUCGUUACUGUAAAUAAUGUGAAUAAAAUGAUCAUAAUAUCUCUUGAUUGGUGAGAGGUGAUGCUGGGUUUUCUUGUCAAAAUCCUGAAGGAUGGAUAUUGGUAAAUCUAAACUGUUAUUGAGUAGUAAUACUUGUUUGUGACUUCAGUUGUACUCUGGUAAUACUAUCUCAUUAGAAUUAAGCUUAAAAUUAGGUGCAAGAAAAAUAAAGGAAAAAAGGUAACAGAUGAUCAAGAGGAAUUUACCCCAACGAUGACAUGUCCCAGGGAAUUCAUUCAUUUACUAAGUUGCGCUCCCAUAUAAGAAUUAUUUUUAGAAACUUUCUCGAUUUGAAUUAGAAGCUCUAUUCACCGGCUGUUUAUUCCCAAGUCCCCUUGAAGCAUCCGAGAGAUUAAUUCAAAUAAGGGAUAGGGAAAUCAUAGUGUGAUCUACCAAAGGAUUUUAUCAAGACAGUCUGUCUUUUUGUAAUCUUUUCCAAGUGUUUUUUCGCCAGCUUGUAAAUAAACAGUUAUAGGUUUUCUUAUCUCUUUUAAAAUUUAAAUGUGACUUAAUUCGAAUA
Vicia villosa (hairy vetch) is the source of this 948-nucleotide messenger RNA. RefSeq lists its product as uncharacterized. Gene Ontology annotation, cellular component: nucleolus. The record is from RefSeq and is a predicted model, not a curated record. The coding region runs from base 56 to 406 and encodes 116 amino acids. NCBI's taxonomy places the organism in Eukaryota, Viridiplantae, Streptophyta, Magnoliopsida, Fabales, Fabaceae. The transcript has 2 exons.